AUGAAGCUCGUCACCUCAAGUGCUCUCGGCCUGGCCGCUCUUUCUGCUCUGAUUGAGCAGGCAACAGCAGUCAACACCUGGGAAGUCGCCUUCUGGCAAAGCAUUUCAUGCACCUCCGAGGGCGUUGGCACCCAGUCCGGCCCUUCCAGCCCAAAGGCGGGAAGCGUUUGCAAGAAUAUUCCUGACCCUGGCUACACAGCAUCUUUGAAUUUCUUGGUCGGCCAAAACCAGGGCUACAGUUACUACUUGGAGCUGUACGAGGGCGACAACUGCGGUGGUAGUGACCUUGGCACUUACGAUGGCAACCCAGGUGGCACUAUCUGCAUCGAGACGGGGUCGAGGGCCCACUCUUAUAAGGUCACUACCAAGAAGGGCACCAAGCGGGAUGUGGAAUCUACCUCAAUCUCAUACGCAAUCGACUCCGAGAGUGACAUCCAGGCACGAGGCAUUACAACCGCCCUCGACUCCCCCCAGAAGCGAGCCACCUACUCCCUAGGCUGGCUGCAGCUUGGCGUGGGCAGUACCGCUGCCUGGGUAUACAUGGCCGCUGGCAAAUGUCCAGCGACUGCCAAGGAAGAGGACGUCAACAAAACCCAGUGCGGUCUCGCGGCCACAUACGCCGUUAUCGCCGGUUUCUUCACCGUUUUCCAGAUCCAGGGACUCCUCCGCCACGGAGCUCCAGACGCUCGUCGUAUCAAGGGCCGUAUGCCAGCAGACAUUGACGAGAUUCUCGGUCUCCCCAAGGCCAACCAUACUCUCGUCGACGGUCUGAACGUUACCAUGAGCACCCUGGAGCCACACAUGGAUGAGGCUGGCGAGCUGUGGCACUACUACAGCUGGAACGCUCUCGAGCUCGACAGCGGCAAGACCUUGCAGGCCACUGUCCGCCUCCACCCGGAUGGUCGUUCGCAGACAGUCUCUGCAGCGGAGGAUGCCGACCAGAAUGUUUCGAAGCGUGACACCACCAACGCUUACUACUCAUGGGUGAACGGUAACAAGGCCAACUUCAACAGUGCCAGCCACGGCACCAGCGCUGUCAAGCAGGCCACAGCCUCCAUCUGGAACUAUGGCAAGAGCAAGAACGUGGCUGAGCACUGUGUUAACUUUGAGGACUACAACACUAGCCCAACCAAGUACAUCGACCACGGCUCAUUCGCCAUCGUUGCUGGUACUUUCACUGAUCAGUCUGGAACCUGCUAA
Zasmidium cellare ATCC 36951 is the source of this 1200-nucleotide messenger RNA. RefSeq lists its product as uncharacterized. The transcript has 3 exons. The record is from RefSeq and is a predicted model, not a curated record. NCBI's taxonomy places the organism in Eukaryota, Fungi, Ascomycota, Dothideomycetes, Mycosphaerellales, Mycosphaerellaceae. Bases 1 to 1200 code for a protein of 399 amino acids.